AUGGAGGGAGCAGGAGCUACUGGAGAGGAUACAGUUCAUAAACGUACAGGAAUCCGUCAAGGAGAGACAGCAGAUGAGAUCCCAGUUCUGGGUAGUUCUGUUUCUACUGGUUCUUCAAGUUCUUCCUUCUCAUCAUGUUUCACCAAAAUCCAAGAUGAAAAUAAUCGGCAAGGUCAAAGUGGAAUAUUCUUGAAUGCCUCUGAUCUGCUGCUAAAGUCCCUGGGAGGGAUUAAACAGCUGGAGAACACUGCAGGCCCAGUCUGUGCUGGACGGACCAAUACAUCAUUAGGAUCAAAAGGUUUAGAAACCUGGAGGAAUCUGACUAAAUGUAAAGCAGGGAUAGAGGAAACCUGUAUUUCAAAUGUUACCCAAGAAACCUUGGCAGAGCUUAUCAACUGUAAUACAACAUUGAAUAAAUUUGUGACUGAUUUGAUUAAUUGUAAUGGAGCCUGUGAUUGUUUUAAGUCUUUAAUCACAACUGCUGAUAUUGUUGGAGCAUGCAGCAAGAGUAAAGAUGUUGAGACUUCUCUGACUGAGAACUUGAACAAAUGCAAAUCUGUGUUCAGAGAUUGCAAAAAUUUGGGACGCAGUACACAGUACAUAAUUACAACAUGUAGUACAGCAACUGGCCAGCUAGAGAAAACAUUGACAAAUCUUUUUUUCUCAAUCAAUUUGAUCAAUACAACUGUGGAUGCCAUAGAGUUCAUUAUCAACAACUCUUUUACUAAUCAGUCAAGGACAGUCAGACAACUAGAGUCUAGAUCACUUGAUGCUUUCAACAAGAUGAAUGUGUUCUCAGCUAGAUGUAAAUCAAAAGGAGAGUCUAAUGUGGAUACUAUAUCAGAAGAUCAAGAAAUAUAUGCAUUAUCCAUUAGUAUAGUUCAGUAUACUAAGGUACGCCUUGUAUUCACUACAAUCCAGAUCAACCAAAUCCGUGGUUUUAUCAUCAUUAUCCGGGUUGUGGUAGUAAUCAUAAUACGGAGGAUAAUAGAGAUUAAUAACAUGUUUGAGGUGAAAACGGGAACAACUAAAUCUCCGGCGACCUUUGUAUUUGAUAAACCACUUCCAUCACUAGACCCUCAACUGACCUUACCUAUCAACACUUUCCCAGCAAAUUCUUCUUCCCGGCCAGAUGUCACAGAUGCUGCCACAGAUUCCAUUGCUGCUACAGUUUCCAAUACAAAGUCUUCCUCUGUUACCAAGUCUACUACUGCUACAAAUUUCAAUGCUGCUACAAAUUCCAAAGCUGGUACAGAGCCCAAUGUUGCUACCAGUUCUAUUGCUGCUUCCAAUUCCAAUACAAAGUCUUCCUCUGUUACCAAGUCUACUACUGCUACAAAUUUCAAUGCUGCUACAAAUUCCAAAGCUGGUACAGAGCCCAAUAUUGCUACCAGUGCUAUUGCUGCUUCCAAUUCCAAUGCUCCUACAGAUUCCAAUACAAAGUCUUCCUCUGUUACCAAGUCUACUACUGCUACAAAUUUCAAUGCUGCUACAAAUUCCAAAGCUGAAGAGUCCAGUGCCAGAACCACGUCUACUUCUUAUACUGUGUCAAAUGCUAGAACAGAAUCUACACCUGAUGCUGUGUCUACUGCCAUAACAGAGUCUACACCUAAUACUGUGUCUAAUGCUGUGACAGAAUCUACACCUGAUACUGUGUCUAAUGCUAUAACAGAGUCUACGCUUAAUACUGUGUCUAAUGCAAGGACAGAGACUAUACCUGAUACUGUGUCUAAUGCUAUAACAGAGUCUACACCUGAUACUGUGUCUAAUGCAAGGACAGAGACUACACCUGAUACUGUGACUAAUGCUAUAACAGUGACUAUACCUGAUACUGUGUCUCAUGCUAUAACAGAGUCUACACCUGAUACUGUGACUAAUGCUAUAACAAAGUCUACACCUGAUACUGUGUCUAAUACUAAAACAGAGUCUACACCUAAUAUUGUGUCUAAUGCUGGGACAGAGUCUACACCUGAUACUGUGUCUAAUGCAAGGACAGAGUCUACACCUGAUAAUGUGUCUCAUACUAAAACAGAGUCUACACCUGAUACUGUGACUAAUACUAGGACAGAGUCUACACCUGAUACUGUGUCUAAUGCUAUAACAGAGUCUACACCUGAUACUGUGUCUAAUGCAAGGACAGAGACUACAGCUGAUACUGUGACUAAUGCUAAAACAGAGACUAUACCUGAUACUGUGUCUCAUACUAUAUCAGAGUCUACACCUAAUACUGUGACUAAUGCUAUAACAGAGUCAACACCUGAUACUGUGUCUAAUGCUGGGACAGAGUCUACACCUAAUACUGUGUCUAAUGCAAGGUCAGAGACUAUACCUGAUACUGUGUCUAAUGCUAUAACCGAGUCAACGCCUGAUACUGUGUCUAUUGCUGGAACAGAGUCUACACCUGAUACUGUGUCUAAUGCAGGGACAGAGUCUACACCUGAUACUGUGGCUAAUGCUAUAACAGAGUCUACACCUGAUACUGUGUCUAAUACUAAAACAGAGUCUACACCUAAUAUUGUUUCUAAAGCUGGGACAGAGUCUACCCCUGAUACUGUGUCUAAUACUAUAACAGAGUCUACCCCUGAUACUGUGUCUAAUGCUGUAACAGAGUCUACACCUAAUACUGUGUCUAAUGCAAGGACAGAGUCUACACCUGAUACUGUGGCUAAUGCUAUAACAGAGUCUACACCUGAUACUGUGUCUAAUACUAAAACAGAGUCUACACCUAAUAUUGUGUCUAAUGCUGGGACAGAGUCUACACCUGAUACUGUGUCUAAUACUAGAUACUGUGAUGCUGUAACAGAGUCUACACCUGAUACUGUGUCUAAUACUAGAACAGAGUCUACACCUGAUACUGUGUCUAAUGCUGGGACAGAAUCUACACCUGAUACUUUGUCUAAUGCUAUAACAGAGUCUACGCUUAAUACUGUGUCUAAUGCAAGGACAGAGACUAUACCUGAUACUGUGUCUAAUACUAUAACAGAGUCUACACCUGAUUCUGUGACUAAUGCUAUAACAGAGUCUACACCUGAUACUGUGACUAAUACUAGAACAGAGUCUACACCUGAUACUGUGUCUAAUGCUAUAACAGAGUCUACACCUGAUACUGUGUCUAAUGCAAGGUCAGAGACUACACCUGAUACUGUGACUAAUGCUAUAACAGAGACUAUACUUGAUACUGUGUCUCAUGCUAUAACAGAGUCUACACCUGAUACUGUGUCUAAUGCAAGGACAGAGACUAUACCUGAUAAUGUGUCUCAUACUAAAACAGAGUCUACACCUGAUACUGUGACUAAUGCUAUAACAGAGACUAUAUCUGAUACUGUGUCUCAUACUCUAACAGAGUCUACACCUGAUACUGUGUCUAAUACUAAAACAGAGUCUACACCUAAUAUUGUGUCUAAUGCUGGGACAGAGUCUACACCUGAUACUGUGUCUAUAGCUGUAACAGAGUCUACACCUAAUACUGUGUCUAAUGCUGUAACAGAGUCUACCCCUAAUACUGUGUCUAAUGCAAGGACAGAGACUAUACCUGAUACUGUGUCUCAUACAAUAACAGAGUCUACACCUGAUACUGUGUCUCAUGCUGUAACAGAGUCUACACCUGAUACUGUGUCUAAUACUAGAACAGAUUCUACACCUGAUACUCUGUCUAAUACUGGGACAGAGUCUACACCUAAUACUGUGUCUAAUGCAAGGACAGAAACUAUACCUGAUACUGUGUCUCAUACUAUAAUAGAGUCUACACCUGAUACUGUGUCUCAUGCUGUAACAGAGUCUACACCUGAUACUGUGUUUAAUACUAGAACAGAGUCAACAUCUGAUACUGUGUCUAAUACUGGGACAGAGUCAACACCUAAUACUGUGUCUAAUGCAAGGACAGAGACUACCCCUGAUACUGUGUCUCAUACUAUAGCAGAGUCUACACCUGAUACUGUGACUAAUGCUAUAACAGAGUCUACACCUAAUACUGUGUCUAAUGCUAUAACUGAGUCUACACCUGAUACUGUGUCUAAUGCAAGGACAGAGACUAUACCUGAUACUGUGUCUCAUACUAAAACAGAGUCUACACCUGAUACUGUGACUAAUGCUAUAACAGAGUCUACACCUGAUACUGUGUCUAAUACUAAAACAGAGUCUACACCUAACAGUGUGUCUAAUGCUGGGACAGAGUCUACACAUGAUACUGUGUCUAAUACUAGAACAGAGUCUACACCUGAUACUGUGUCUAAUACUGGGACAGAGUCUACCCCUGAUACUGUGUCUAAUGCAAGGACAGAGUCUACUGCUGAUACUAAGACUAAUGCUAGAACUGAGUCUACACCUGACACUGUGUCUAAUGCUAGAACAGAGUCUACACCUGAUACUGUGUCUAAUGCAAGGACAGAGUCCAAUACUGAUAAUAUGACUAAUGCCAGAACCCAGUCUUCUGCUAUUACUGUGGCUGAAACAGAGUCUAAUACUGCCUCUACUCCCACUGAAGAUUUUAACACUGGAACAGUAUUUGAUACGGAAAAAACAUCUUCUGUUACAGUGUCCAAAGAUGUUCCUGGUGAUUUAACAGAACCUUCUGUAACUGAAAAAUCGACUGUUGCUGCAGAAUCAACUGUGCCAACAAAAUCUUCCACAUCAGGAAACACUGAAGUGUCAAAGUUUGAGCAAACAACUUCACUUACUGGCAAUACAAUUGAUCUUAUAAAAGAUUCAUCUGAAGAGUUACUUAUUGAGGUUCUAACAGGACUGCUAUCAAAUAUGAAUGCUAUUAAUACUUUGAUAAGUGCAAUAGAGCUUUCAAUCUCAUCUCAGUCUAUAGAUAAAUUUGAGGAGCCUGCAUCUGUUGUCGAACUACUAAAUGGACUUUUAGCUACUAUUGACCUUCAAGUUUCUGAAUUCUAUUAUGAAUUAGUAAUACAGAAGCUCUCUUUAUCAUUGGUAAAGCUGUUAAUCAACAUGAAAAUGCCGUCAACAGUGGAAAUUAAAACCUUACUCCAGAUCAAAGUUCUCUUAAAAUCAGUUGUUCUAAAUAUCCUAUUUCAGAUAUCAGAUAUUCAGAACAAAAUUUACUUGUUAACUGGAAACCAAGUCAAUGUAGAAUCUUUAGAGUACUAUAUAAUUUCAAUUGAUGGGAGUAUAGCUCUCAAAAUACCAAAACCUGAUUUGAACCUGGAGCUACUUUCACCAUUUAACUUGGAGCUCUUCUUAACUGACAGAAUAUCAUUCCUNUCAUCAACAGUAUUAGAUGUAGAAGAAGUGGGAACUGUUGCGCAAGAUAUAGUCAAAUGCAGUAAUGGCUUGCAAGAAGUAUUAACAAAAGGACAAAGAAAGGUAUUGGAAUCCAUUGUGGGCAUAUUAUAUUCAUUCAGUGUUACAUUUACACAGGAAAUUACUAGAAUACAACAGCGUUUAUCAUUAAUUACUGGUAAAACAGUUACAGCAAAUGACUUAGGAAUUGAUUUUAUCAAUAAAGAGGGAGAGUUUGAACCAGCUGCUCAAGUUGAUUACACCAAUGGAUCCACAAUAGAACUUAAUUCACUAGAAUUCCGAAUAUAUCAAUGGAAAGAAUUUAGAUUUGCAUUUACUAGUAUGGAUUUGGUGUUAUCAUCUCUUCAAAGUAUUCUUUCAAUAGAAGAAUAUGAAGAAGAUUCUGAAGCAGGAAGUCCUUUGACUCUCCUCAAUUAUCUUAUCCAAUAUUCAUCACUUUUAAGCCAAGGAGAACUGUUUCAAAUUACAAUUAAGCCCAUUGUAGAUCAGAUUAUAGUUCUAAGACAGAACAUUAAAAUACCGGUGUCUGGUAAAAUUCGAUUAAUUUUUGAAUCCAUAGUUUUUGGAAUAAAGAAAUAUCAGAUGGCUUGUGGCUUUGAGUUUGGUUUGAUUCAACAAACAUUAGCUGCACAGUUUGACAUUACAGUUUCUUCUUUCCAAAUAACAUUUACACAAUAUAACACACUUGGAGAAAUUACAGAUGUUUCAUUUGGAGAUAUUCGUGUUCCCAGUGUCUUGGAAAUACAACAAAAAGCAGAAAGAAUAAGUAGAUCUUUAAAGAAGCUACAGUCAGUGAUGAUUUGCAUAGAUGCUGCUUUUGAAUUCAAUUUUGAAAAUAUUGAAACUGCUAACAUUCCGGUACUUCCAACAGUUUUUCUGGAUACUCUGUUGUCUCUGAUCAAUUCCCUCAGUCUGGAUGUAACGAACUUGGAUGAUCGUAUAUUUGACAGUUUUAUUACUUUCAGUUUAAAUGAGGUUUUGAGCAUUAAUCAGGUGGAGAUGUUAACUAGUUUUAAAACAACCUUGGAUCUGAUAAUAUUUCAGUUAUCAAUCGAAAGGUUUCAAUACUUACAACAAUUGAUGAAAGAAUCAGAUAUUGAGCAUUUGAAAGACAGAGUCACUGCAUUGAUUGCAUUACAGAGAUCAUUAGAGAAUUCUAUUUUGUGGUUGUCAACAGCUUGUUCAUCCAAUAUUUCAUUAGAUAUCUGGAAGGAAGCAAUCACGAAAUUUUACCAAUUGAUUUCCAAUUAUGAGGAAGUUAUUGAAAUGAAUCCUGUUGCAGCUGUUGAAAGUAAUAGAUCUGAAGUGAAAGGAUGUACUAAGUUAAUUAAAUUUCAGUUGUCUGUCUUGUUUAAUGUCCUUGAGAACAGCAUAGUAACAUUAAAGGAUGUUUUAACAUUUGUCUUUGGGUAUACAACUGGAGAAAAGCCAACCAUUAUUGAAUUAACAACAACAAUAUCAACACCAACCAAUCAACAAACAAUAGGAGAAAAGCCAACUCUUAUUAAAAUAAUAGGAGAAAAACCAACUCUUAUUGAAAAAACAACAACAAUGGAACCAUCAACAUCAACCAAUCAAGAAACAAAAGGAGAAAAACCAACUCUUAUUGAAAAAACAAAAACAACAAUAGAACCAUCAACAUCAACCAAUCAAGAAACAAAAGGAGAAAAGCCCACUUGUAUUGAAAGAACAACAACUACUGAACAAGUAAAUGGGGAAAAGCCAAUAUUUAUUGAAAAAACAACAACACCAAUAGAGCCAUCAACAACAACAGGAGAAAAACCAGUUUUUUAUUGAAAGUACAACAACCACUCAACAAAUAAAUGGAGUUAAGCCAGUUUUUAUUGAAAGAACAGCAGAAACAACAACUGUUGAACCAACAAUGUUACCUUAAAAGAAAUUCCUGGAAUAUCAGUAGCAGAAGAAAACUGGCGACUUAUUACCAAAGAAAAGAUCAAUUCUUCAAACAUAUUUUAUGAUUGCACUUUAUUCCAAAAAUCCUCACAAGUCUGAAGUGGACAAAACAUAAUAUGAUUUGUUGCAGAUUAGUAAUUAAUUUGGGGAUUUAAUAAUCAUUAUCUUAUUAAAUUUCAGCAAAUAUUUCACUUUGUAUUUGGUUAGUUGAACCAAUAAAAUCUUUAAAUAUUUAUAUUUCCGAAAUUUUUUUCAAAUUGUUAGGAUUAUUUCAUUUUAU
This is a messenger RNA of Eurytemora carolleeae, 7456 nucleotides long. Its product is annotated as serine-rich adhesin for platelets. The transcript is spliced from 11 exons. Gene Ontology annotation, biological process: embryonic pattern specification; establishment or maintenance of apical/basal cell polarity. Gene Ontology annotation, cellular component: apical cortex; protein-containing complex. The record is from RefSeq and is a predicted model, not a curated record. The coding region runs from base 1 to 7059 and encodes 2352 amino acids. NCBI's taxonomy places the organism in Eukaryota, Metazoa, Arthropoda, Copepoda, Calanoida, Temoridae. Gene Ontology annotation, molecular function: RNA binding.